GGACUAUCGAAUACUAUCGAUAUUUUUCAUGAACUAUCGAUAGUAUUCGAUAGCUCUAGCCAUUCGAGAUUGAACACAAAUAUAUACAGAAGAUUAACCUAACCAUAACCCUAUUUUAUGGUUGAUAUAAAAGAAAAAUGUAAUAAAAACCGUGUAACGUGUAGUAAAGUACAAAAUAAGAGGAAAAGUGAAAAGUUAAAAAGAACGUGGUCGUGGUUCGUGGUGUUAAAUAUUUGUUGGCGCCAUUUGACACAAUUUAGUACAUAGUACAAUACAUGUUUUUUGAAUAUUUGUAACAAUGGAAAAAUUCUUGUUAAACAGAGGUAACAAUCAGAAUAAUGCUGAACCCCAACCGAGUACCUCAAAAGAAAGGUCUGAAUCCGAAGAUAACCAGGGUGAAAAAGAAGUUUCUGUGAAUGUGAAGACUUCCAGAGAAAGACAAACAACUUCUAAAACAAAAAGAAAGCGUGUGUCAGCUGUAUGGGACUAUUUCAAAUAUCUGGCGAUCGAAAAUUAGCUAAGCGUGUUAAAUGUGGAAAAGAAUACAAAACAAGUCGCGACACAAGUAUUUUUUUAGAUAAGCGGCAAGGCGUUACCGCCUAUGGACGAAUGUGCCAUUAAAUAUCUAUGUGUUCCAGCGACCUCAGUAGAGAGCGAGAGAAACUUUAGUGCUGCAGGGCAAGUCAU
This is a messenger RNA of Acanthoscelides obtectus, 687 nucleotides long. NCBI's taxonomy places the organism in Eukaryota, Metazoa, Arthropoda, Insecta, Coleoptera, Chrysomelidae. The record is from the annotation of a GenBank genome assembly.